This is a messenger RNA of Amyelois transitella, 1442 nucleotides long. RefSeq names its product telomerase Cajal body protein 1 homolog (gene WDR79). The transcript has 5 exons. Gene Ontology annotation, biological process: Cajal body organization. Lineage: Eukaryota; Metazoa; Arthropoda; Insecta; Lepidoptera; Pyralidae. Gene Ontology annotation, cellular component: Cajal body. Gene Ontology annotation, molecular function: protein binding; RNA binding. The record is from RefSeq and is a predicted model, not a curated record. Bases 129 to 1442 code for a protein of 437 amino acids.
CUUGCUUUCUAUCAGCCGUAUGAGAACUUGCGAGCUAUGUUUAUUUACCACAGCUAAACAUACAUUGGUUAGUAGAUUUCCACUUUUACUGUUUUGUUUCCGAAUGAAAAACCUUUUUUAACUCAGAUAUGGAGGAACCGCAGGAUACAUCAUUUACAAUGGAGACUGAAAAUGGUGGCUCAGCAAUCGCUUCAACAGAAACAUGCGAAGAGAUAUCCUAUCAAUACCCAAGUCUGUUCGCCAGCAAAACAUUAUUAGAACUUUGCAAUUCUUCUUGGACACGGUCUUGUAAGGCUAAAGAAGACGUUCAGCCUUACUUGCGUGGUUGCAAAUGGUCUCCAGAUGGUACAUGCUGCCUUUCAGUAGUGAAUAAUGAUGGCGUGCACAUAACAGAGUUACCUAAGGAUUUAUAUUUUGGAGGGGUUUCAUCUAGCCGUACUAUUGACGUGUUGGACUCGGUGAUACAUGUGAAAGAAGCUGGAUUAGUUUAUGAUUUCUGCUGGUAUCCAUUUAUGAAUAGUGGAAUUCCUGAAUCAUGCUGUUGGAUUACCACUCGGCAGAAUGCACCUGUGCAGAUGUGGGAUGCCUUUGAUGGAUCUUUACGCUGUUCAUACAGAGGGUUCAAUGCUGUGGAUGAAAUGGAGCCCGCAUUGUCAGUCACAUUCAACAAGGAUGGUAAUAGAAUUAUUGCGGGAUACAAAAAAGUGUUGAGGACAUUUGAUGUUGACAGGCCUGGCAGAGACUUUGCGGAACACAAAAUAUCCAGUCCCGCAUCAUGUUUUGCUGUGGACAGUUCCUUACUGGCUAUUGGCUCCUGGAACACAACCAUCAGCUUGUAUAGUUUGGCUGAAACAGGAACUUACAAGAGUAUAGGAAAAAUGCAUGGACAUUCUGGUGGUGUAACACACAUGAAAUUUACUCCAGAUGGUCUUAAACUUGUUUCCGGUGCACGUAAGGACCACCGUCUUCUCGUAUGGGAUAUUAGAUACUACCGGAGACCUCUCAACAUUCUCAGCAGAGUGGUAGCAACAAAUCAGAGAAUUUACUUUGACAUAUCUCCGUGUGGGAAAUAUUUGGUCACUGGUGGUACAGAUGGUAAUCUCAAAGUGUGGGAUGUGGAUAGUGUAGACUGGAAAGAUAGUUUGGAUUCAACAAGUAUACAAGGAGACAAUGUGACAUACAAGUUCCCUUUGCACAAAGAUUGCUGUAACAGUGUCUCUAUACAUCCUUGUAGGCCAAUCCUAGCUACAGGAUCUGGUCAAUACCACUUCAAAGAUCCAAUUAAAUUAUUAGAUGAAACCGAACAAAUUAGUGAAGGUAAAGAGGAUAUAAACCAAAGUGAAGUUGUUGAACACAUUCAUAGUGAAGAUUUGAGGUACUCCUGCAAUGCUGAAAAUAGUUUAGUUUUUUGGUGGACUGGCGAUGUGACUGAUUUGAGGUGA